AUGAUUAAUAAAUCAGAAAUAAAUGAAUCUAUUGCUCGAACAUUACUUGUUCGCCUUGAAGAAUUACACGUCCCACUGAUGGUUUUACAAAGAACUGGUAUUGGAAAAACUGUUAAUGAACUACGACGAACUAUUACGAAUGAAAAUCUGGCUACAAUGACUAAGAAUUUAUUGAAGAACUGGAAAAAACUUCUUCCUAACUCUUUCGUUAAAGACAAUAAAUCAACAACUACUCAAUCGACAAUUUCGAAUAGUAAUGUUCCAUGGUACACAGCUGAUAAUGCAAGACUCAAAUCACGUGAAUUACUGGUAAGUGCAUUAUCGAUCAAUGCAAUUCCUGAAGGUUCGAGUGAUCCAGAAGAACUAUGUGCUCGUAUUGAAGAUGCUAUUUUCAAAGAAAUCAAAGAUACAAAAAUUCAAUAUGGACGUCGUAUUCGUAGUCGAAUAUUUAAUUUGAGAGAUACGAAGAAUCCUGAUCUUCGUACUAAAGUACUUGCUGGUAUUAUAACACCAGAACAAUUAGCUGUGAUGACUACUCAAGAAAUGAUCAGUGAUACUUUAAAGAAAGAAUGCGACAAGUUGAAAGAAAUAACUCAUCGUGAAAGUUUAUUAGGAGUCGAUGAUGGUAUUGGUUGUGAUCUUAUUCAAUGUGAACAAUGUAAGAAAAAUAAUUGUUCAUAUUCGGAACUUCAAACACUUAGUGGAGAUGAACCCAUGACUCUAUUCGUAUUAUGCAGAAAUUGUGGUCAUCGAUGGAGAGGAUGA
Molecule: messenger RNA, 765 nt
Organism: Adineta steineri
Lineage: Eukaryota; Metazoa; Rotifera; Eurotatoria; Adinetida; Adinetidae
Source: the annotation of a GenBank genome assembly